AUGAAGUUCUACAUAGAUGACCUUCCAGUCAUCUUUCCUUAUCCUAAAAUAUAUCCAGAGCAGUACCAGUAUAUGUGUGAUCUUAAGAAGACAUUGGAUAUUGGCGGAAAUAGUAUACUGGAGAUGCCUUCUGGUACUGGUAAAACGGUUUCGUUGCUAUCGUUAACAGUAGCUUAUCAAAUGCAUUAUCCUGAGCAUCGAAAGAUAGUAUACUGUUCUCGUACCAUGUCUGAAAUAGAGAAGGCAUUAGUGGAGCUGGAGUCGCUGAUGGAUUACAGAGCGAAAGAACUGGAAUAUCAAGAAGAAUUUAGAGGGCUUGGACUAACAAGCAGAAAGAAUUUGUGCUUGCAUCCAAGAGUGAGUAAAGAGCGAAAGGGUAGUGUUGUGGAUGAGAAAUGUCGUCGAAUGACGAAUGGUCAAGCUAAAACUAAAAAAGAGCAAGAUAUUGAAGCCAAUGUGGAACUUUGUGAGUACCAUGAAAACAUGUAUAAUUACCAACCGGAAGAAUAUUUGCCGCUGGGGGUAUAUUCUUUUGAGAAGCUCAUAAAGUACUGCGAGGAUAAGACUAUCUGCCCAUAUUUUACGGUUAGGCGGAUGAUUUCAAUGUGUAAUAUCAUCAUUUAUUCAUACCAUUACUUGUUGGAUCCUAGAAUUGAGGAGCGAGUAUCUCGUGAAAUUUCACAAAAUGCAAUUGUAAUCUUUGAUGAAGCUCACAACAUUGAUAAUGUCUGCAUUGAAUCUUUAUCCUUAGAUUUGACGAAGGAUUUGCUGAAAAGAGCUUCCAGAGGAGCCAACGCCUUGGGUAAGAAAGUCGAUGAAGUGCGAAAGGUGGAUACCAUGAAACUUCAACAAGAAUAUCAGGAUCUUGUUAAAGGCUUGCGUGCUAAUGAUAUCCUGGAUCCGGAUGAAGAACCUUUGAUACCAACUCCAGUAUUAUCGAGGGACGUAUUGAAAGAAGCAGUUCCUGGUAAUAUUAGACGCGCCGAACAUUUUGUUUCAUUUUUAAAAAGGUUCAUUGAAUAUUUGAAGACUAGAAUGAAAGUUCUACAUGUGAUAUCAGAAACACCGAAUUCCUUUUUGCAUCAUUUGAAGCAACUGACAUUUAUAGAGAGAAAACCGUUGAGGUUUUGUUCUGAAAGACUUUCUUUACUUGUCAGAACUUUAGAGGUUGAUGAGAUAGAAGAUUUUAAUGCGUUAAAGGAUAUUGCCACUUUUGCUACGCUAAUUUCAACAUACGAAAGCGGAUUUUUAUUAAUUAUAGAACCUUAUGAAAUUGAAAAUGCUGCUGUUCCAAACCCAAUUAUGAGAUUUACUUGUUUGGAUGCGUCUAUUGCGAUAAAACCUGUCUUCGAAAGGUUCUCAUCGGUGAUUAUUACAUCGGGAACCAUUUCACCACUAGAUAUGUACCCUAAAAUGUUAAAUUUUGGUACAGUCGUCCAAAAAUCCUACUCGAUGACAUUGGCAGAAAAGUCGUUCUUGCCCAUGAUUGUUACUAAGGGUUCCGAUCAAGUUGCUAUUUCCUCAAGAUUUGAGAUUAGAAACGAUCCUUCUAUCGUACGUAAUUAUGGUUCUAUGCUCGUAGAGUUUGCGAAGAUAACCCCAGAUGGAAUGGUUGUUUUCUUUCCAUCUUAUUUAUACAUGGAAUCUAUUAUUUCAACAUGGCAGACAAUGGGCAUAUUGGACGAAGUUUGGAAGUAUAAGUUGAUUUUAGUGGAAACUCCUGAUGCACAGGAAACCUCUUUAGCCUUGGAAACUUAUCGCAAGGCUUGUUCAAAUGGCCGCGGUGCUAUUUUAAUGUCUGUAGCUCGAGGGAAAAUCUCUGAAGGAAUCGAUUUUGAUCAACAUUAUGGAAGGACUGUAUUGAUGAUUGGAAUACCAUUUCAAUACACUGAAUCACGUAUCUUAAAGGCUAGGUUGGAAUUUUUAAGGGAGAAUUAUCAAAUCAGGGAAAAUGAUUUUCUAUCCUUUGACGCAAUGAGACAUGCUGCACAAUGUUUGGGUAGAGUCUUAAGAGGUAAGGAUGACUAUGGUGUCAUGGUCCUGGCAGAUAGAAGGUUUUCUAGGAAGAAAUCUCAGUUACCGAAAUGGAUCUUACAGGGUCUUUCAGAUGCUGACUUAAACCUGUCUACUGAUAUGGCAAUUGCUAACACUAAGCAAUUUUUGAGAACAAUGGCGCAGGCUUCAGAUCCGAAAGAUCACGAAGGAGUUUCUGUUUGGAACAUUAAUCAACUUCUAAACUACCAAGAGGAACAGAAAAAAAAGCCGAUUUAA
This is a messenger RNA of Eremothecium cymbalariae DBVPG#7215, 2271 nucleotides long. It is a transcript of the gene RAD3, whose product is annotated as TFIIH/NER complex ATP-dependent 5'-3' DNA helicase subunit RAD3. Gene Ontology annotation, biological process: nucleotide-excision repair; transcription by RNA polymerase II; positive regulation of mitotic recombination. Bases 1 to 2271 code for a protein of 756 amino acids. Gene Ontology annotation, molecular function: DNA helicase activity; hydrolase activity, acting on acid anhydrides, in phosphorus-containing anhydrides; damaged DNA binding. Gene Ontology annotation, cellular component: nucleus. Lineage: Eukaryota; Fungi; Ascomycota; Saccharomycetes; Saccharomycetales; Saccharomycetaceae. The record is from RefSeq and is a predicted model, not a curated record. The transcript has a single exon.